CUUCAACCGCUAAUUAUGAACAACAUUACUAUUUUUGGUCACAUGGAUGGAGACCUACGUCGAACUGUCCAAUUUCUUCAAGAAAGAAAUGUUAAUGUUGUUAUCCAUGAUGAGCAUGACCUUAAUGUCAUCCGUGUUCGAGAGGCAAAAGAAAAAGAAAUUGCCAAGGCAUUGUUGAAGAAAAACGAAAAGACCACCGUUUCGGGCAAGGGAAAGGAAAAUGCAUGUUCAGUAGCACAUAACAAUAAUGUUAUAUCGAAAGCUGCAUUGGCUCAACGUGCACGACGAGAACGCAAAAGAAAUGAUAAGGCAAGCUCUUCAUAUCAAUUGGGACAACGUUUGCGACGUGAACGAGAAAGAUCGAGAGAAUGGAUUCCACCAAGCACAACUAAUACUCCACCGGCUCAGAAAGCAGUAAUGUUUACACAUCUACCUUCGCCAAGCACAUCUUUAGCUUCACAAAGGAAUUGGCCUACUCAUGCAAACCCAUUGCUCCAUGAGACUAGGAAUAUCGGUGUUGUUAUUCGUGAUGAGUGCAAUCUUAAUAUUAUCCGCAAUUCUAAGGCAAAGGAAAAGGAAAAGGCCAAGGCAAUGUCUAAAGGAAAAGAAAAGGCAACUUCUUUUGACAAAGGAAAGGAAAACGCAUGUACAAUGGUAUAUAUUCAACAUCUUUAA
Molecule: messenger RNA, 675 nt
Organism: Camellia sinensis
Lineage: Eukaryota; Viridiplantae; Streptophyta; Magnoliopsida; Ericales; Theaceae
Source: RefSeq, a predicted model, not a curated record